AUGGCUUCUCUUUGUCAAGCUUGCGCUUCGUCUUCGGCUACGCCAUUGCUUCUGGCGAAAAGGGUGUUUUCCUUAGCAACAUCGCCGUUUUACUUCACAAGCGGACACAAAAUCCCUCGCCAUUACAGCAGCUUCAGAGCAUCCACCUCCGCAUAUGGGUCUGCGGAUUGUGUCGAUAUAAAGGAGAUGAAAAGCACUGAUUUGGUGGAGCUGGAGUAUGCAGAGCUAAACCUCAAGUAUAAGAUAUCUGAGGAAGUGGGUCAUGUGAGAAUCAGACAGCAUGUGAAUCCUCUAAGUUCCUCUUUCUCUACGCCAGCUCCAGUUCCUGCUUGGGAGGAAGUUUACAAGGAUCCGUCGCUGCCUCUUAUGGUGGAUAUUGGAAGUGGUAGUGGCAGAUUUCUCCUGUGGCUAGCCAAAAAGGAUGCUGAAUCGAGAAACUACUUGGGGUUGGAGAUACGCCAGAAACUGGUCAAGCGGGCCAACUUUUGGGUGAACGAGCUCGGACUUUCAAACGUACACUUCAUAUAUGCAAAUGCCACGGUUUCCUUUGACCAACUUAUAUCAAGCUAUCCUGGACCUUUGGAGCUUGUCUCAAUCUUGUGUCCGGAUCCGCAUUUCAAGAAACGGCAUCAUAAGAGACGUGUAGUCCAAAAGCCUUUGGUAAAUUCCAUUCUGCAAAAUCUAAAACCUGGCGGAAAGAUCUUGGUGCAAUCGGAUGUGCUGCAAGUAGCUCAGGACAUGAGAAAUCAGUUAGACGAGGAAGCAAAGGUUCUUCAACACGUGGAUACAGCUGGCGCAGAGGACGGCUGGUUAGUGGCAAAUCCGAUGGGUAUACGAACCGAACGAGAGAUCCACGCUGAAUUGGAAGGUGCAAGAGUCUACCGUAGACUGUACCAGAAACUUCAGCUUUAA
Molecule: messenger RNA, 912 nt
Organism: Microthlaspi erraticum
Lineage: Eukaryota; Viridiplantae; Streptophyta; Magnoliopsida; Brassicales; Brassicaceae
Source: the annotation of a GenBank genome assembly